AUGCCGAAACGAAAGAAGCAGAACCAGCCGCAGCCGCCGCAGCAUCUCGCACUGUCCGAGCGGGACGAGCCUGGAGACGAGGAGGACGAGCGCCCCAUGGUGCAGCCUUCUGUGAACUACUCCCCCGAGGGAAGGAGAGGAGAAAAAAACUAUGAUGGGCCAACAGUUAAGGACCACCCAGCCUUCUGGGCCCUCCCCCCAUGGCUAACGGAAAGCCUGGUGAUCCCAAGUCAGGUGAGGAGAAAUUGGGCCGUGAUUCGUGUUUUAAGCCCUGGAGAAGAGACGGAGGAAAAUCAAAGACUUAAAAAUCCAGGGAUUGGGGUUGGGGAUUUAGCUCAGUGGUAGAGUGCUUGCCUAGGAAGCGCAAGGCCCUGGGUUCGGUCCCCAGCUCCGAAAAAAAGAAAAAGGAAAGAAAAAAAAAAAAUCCAGGGAUUGUGUACCUAAGUGAGGAAUCAUAUGUUAACCGUUUGGAAACAGUGUUGUCAAAAUGUUACUUUCUUCCAGAUUAACUCCUAGGUCUAUCUCUAGUUUGUGUGUUUAGAAAUAAACGAUCAGGGUUGGGGAUUAGCUCAGUGUAGGGCGCUUGCUAAGGCCCUGGGUUCGGUCCUCAACUCUGAAAAAUAAAAUAAACGAUCUCUGUUUUAGAGGCUCUAAAUGGAAUACUACCAAGACCAAAACAAGAGGGCAUAGCAAGAUUUGGUAAAAAGCUGCAGUAGCUAUGACAUGGUGGUCUUCACAGAAUAUCAACAUAAAGUUUUUUGGUUUUUUUUUUUGGGGGGGGGGGUUGGUUUUUUUUGUUUUUGUUUUUUUUGGUUCUUUUUUUUCCGGAGCUGGGGACCGAACCCAGGGCCUUGCGCUUGCUAGGCAAGCGCUCUACCACUGAGCUAAAUCCCCAACCAAACAUAAAGUUUUUAAUACUUGAGAGACUGGUGGAAGAUCAGGAGUUCCUGGCCAGCCUCACCUACAUAGCAAAUUUGAGACCAGCUAGCCUGGGCUACAUGAGACCCUGUCUGAGAGGAAUCAGAGGCCUCUAGACACAUGAACAUGGAAUUCUGUGUAAAGGUGAAAUCAAAGAAGUGGUUCUGAGUAAGCAGUGUUGUCUCAACUGGACAUCCUUUGUGUAGAAGUAGGAACUUCAUUAGAAAUACUGAUUUUGGGCUGGAGAGAUGGCUCAGCGGUUAAGAGCACUGACUGCUCUUCCAGAGGUCCUGAGUUCAAAUCCCAGCAACCACAUGGUGGCUCACAACCAUCUGUAAUGAAAUCUGAUGACCUCUUCUGGUGUGUCUGAAGACAGCUACAGUGUACUUAUAUACAAUAAAUAAAUAAACCUUUAAAAAAAAAAAAAUACUGAUUUUGGGGGUUGGGGAUUUAGCUCAGUGGUUAGAGCGCUUGCCUAGGAAGCGCAAGGCCCUGGGUUCGGUCCCCAGCUCCGAAAAAGAACCAAAAAAAAAAACAAAAAAAAAAAAAAACUGAUUUUUGUCAUGGUAGUCAUACCAGACAAACAUGGGUUCUAAGCAGACUGUAAACAUUCUUACAAAAAAUAACGAGUCUCACAGCCUUAGACAGCAUGGCACAGCCUAGCCAUAGGGGCAGCAGGAAAGGUAAGAGUUCAGUGUUAGCCUGGCCUGUCUAUGUAAGACACCCGUCUGUACUAGUAAAACUGGGAGGGGGGUGUGGUACUGGGGAGGUGGUCCAGUUGAUUACUUACUUCAAAAGCAUGUAAAAAACAGCUGGGCCCAACACCAUGAUAAGGCAGAGGUAGACAGACUAGGGCUUGCUGGCUAGUAAGUAUGGCUGACUAAGAACAUUCCAGGUCCAGUGAGACCCUGUCAGCCUCUGGCCUCUGUGGAUACACACAUGUAUAUUAGUUGUAAAGGCAGUAUUUAUAAGCGAAUUACAUCAAAUAUCUCCCUCUCCCUCUCCUCCCCCUCUCCCUCUCCUCUCGCCUCUCUCUCUGCCUCUACUACUCUCUUGACUCCCCUCCCCAUGUCCUGAAUAAACUCUAUUCUAUACUAAAAGAAAAUUAAGACCAAGCACAGUAGCCUAUGUCCACAAUUUUGGAGGGUGAGGCAGGAGAAUUAUGGUAUCAUGAGGCUACAUAGAGACCUAUUUAAGAAAGCAAAUAAGUCCAGCUCCACUUCUGGGUUUAUAGUUACAAGAAAUGAAAGCAUAGUCUUUGGAGAUUUGAGUUUUUGUUCGACUUUGUUGGGUUUUGGUUAAUUUAUUUAUUUAUUAGCAACAGGGCCUCGUUGUGUAGCCUUGGCUGUUGGGAACUCACGAUACAGACCAGACCAGACUGGCAUGCAGAGAGAAUCUGCCUGCCUCUGCUUUCCAACUUCUUGGAUUAGGCAACACCAGGCUUGUCUUUUUGGAUUUGUUAUGUAGCCCAGGGUGCCAUCAAUCUAACAAAAUAUAUGCACUCAGUGGAAUAUUGUUUUGUCUUAAAAGGAAGAAAAUGGCAUUAGUGCCGCAUCAUGGGUGGGCCUGAGCACACUGUAUUAAGAAAAUGGGCACAUGAGGGUAAACACAUGAGCUGUCGGGAGUCAGACUCACAGAACAAUCAGGGUGUGAGUUACUAGGGCUGUUAGAGAUGUAAAGAAAGGGGUGGUUAGAGGUUUCUGUUUGGUCUCUGGUUUACAGUACAGGGCCCUGGGAUUCUGUUUCCCAACAGUUACUUACAGUAUUGAAUCUUACACUUAAUAGUUGAGGUGAGUCAGGCUGACAAGAUGGCUCUACAGGUAAAAGUGCCUGCCCCCAAGCCUGACAACCUGACUUUAAUCCUUGGCCCCAAGUAGUACAGGAUCCAAACUCAACGACUUGUCUCUCUGUCACACAUGCAGCACGAUACCUGUACACACAUCCCUAACACCCACAUAUGAGAUCUAAAGUUUUAGAAAUCUAUUUCUUCAGGCUAAAUAUAAGUGGAUUGCUGUUAGAGAGGACCCGAGGUUCAUUUUCAGCGGCCCACGGUCUAGUGGAAGUAGGCAGCAGACAGGGCUAGUUCCAACACCCUUUUUUGGUCUGCAAGGACACCACACGCAUGUGAUAUGUGAGCAUACAUAUUCUUGUUUCUCACAUACAACAAAUGAACCGAAUGAGAAAGGCUGACCCUUGGAAUGCUUGGAAGCUGUAGCGCCCGCCACCUCUGAGGGGGCUGUAUAAGUUGAUACACCACUAAGAUUAAAAUUAAAUUAAAAGUUAAGAUUAAAAUUGAUUACACUGUUCUUACUGAGCAAUUCCUCUGCCACAUGUAGUCUGAACAGAAACUUAUACUACACAUAGAAAUGUUCGUAGCGGGGCUGGGGAUUUAGCUCAGUGGUAGAGCGCUUACCUAGGAAGCGCAAGGCCCUGGGUUCGGUCCCCAGCUGUGAAAAAAAGAAGCAAAAAAAAAAAAAAGAAAUGUUCGUAGCAUUGUUUAUUGUGGCCACACACUUAAUACCCACAUGUCCAUCCUCAGUAGAGCACAUAAGUCCGUGUAAUAGGAUGCUAUACUUUUUUUUUUUUUAAAGAUUUAUUCAUUUAUUAUAUAUAAGUACACUGUAGCUGUCUUCAGAUACACCAGAAGAGGGCAUCAGAUCUCUUUACAGAUGGUUGUGAGCCACCAUGUGGUUGCUGGGAAUUGAACUCAGGACCUCUGGAAGAAUAGUUGGGUGCUCUUAACCGCUGAGCCAUCUCUCCAGCCUGGAUACUAUACUUUUAAAUUUAAAAAAUCAUCUACUACUGGCCCAGACAAGUUGACUCUCAUGAUUAUCAGAAGAGCCCAGAGUUAGAGCCAGGAAGAUCCACAACCUGUCAUGUUAGAAGUCAGGAUGGUGGCAACUUUCCAGGAGAGGAAAGGCCAUAUAGAAGGAUGGCUUUUCUGAGGCUGGAGAUUUAGCUCAGUAAUAAAGAGUAGUCAGUUGCCUAGUAUAUACAAGGUCCUAGGUUCAGUUCCCCACACCAGGGGCUAAAAAGCGCCAAGAAAGCGUAUCUCUGUGUAUGGGCAAUAGAAACCCAGGGGAAGAGGUAGUAGUUGGUUUGCGUACUUAAAAGCGGUGUGUCAGGGGCUGGGGAUUUAGCUCAGUGGUAGAGCGCUUACCUAGGAAGCACAAGGCCCUGGGUUCGGUCCCCAGCUCCGAAAAAAAGAACCAAAAAAAAAAAAAAAAAAAGCGGUGUGUCAGAGAGCUUUGCUGUAUGUAGUGAGCAGGGGAGGGGCUUUUGUCAGGACUGAGGGGCUUCUGCCCAGCAAUCACCUCCCUGUCUUUCUCUCUGUAGUUUUCCACAGGGGUCCUCCAGGAUCAAGGGGACCAAUGAUUCCACCACUGCUGAGUCUCCCACCUCCUCCCCGGGGUAGAGGCCACAUUCGGGGAGGCCUUGGUCCUCGGUCUAGCCCAUACGGUCGUGGUUGGUGGGGUGUCAAUACUGAACCUCCUUUUCCUGGGCCAGGCCAUGGGGGUCCUUCUAGGGAAAUCUUUUACCAAGAGCCAAGAAAUCCAAGAAGGCUCAAAAGCUGGUCUCUUGUCAAGAACACCUACCCACCUAAGGACAGCCCCCCGAUGAUGGAAGGUAAGGCCCACUUUGUUAUGUUUGUGCCGUGGCCUGUAUACCAGCAGGCCUGGGAAUCUUCUCCUUUAGGCUCUCACUGAGCAGCACUGAGAAUUAAUGCAGGGCCUUACCUGUAUUGAGGAGUCCUCUAGCGCUGAACUACCAGCUUCUUAGCUGCCUCAAGAGGUACCAAUAGCCCUGAACACUUUUCUUCCCUCAGAAAGACUGUCUUUCCAAAAUACUUGGUGAUCUGGGAGUCUUGCUCAGUGAUUGAACAAGGUGUGCAUCAUGCCUGAGGCCCUGUGUUCUAUCCCUAGCACCAAAAGUAGAAAGAAAAAGCCAAAAUACUUGUAAACAGUAUAUGGUAGAAACCUUGGCUUUCUCUCUGCAUUCUAUACAUUUUCUUUCUUAGGAUUUUUAGGGCAUCAAGUUGGAAGAGUUGUGUUUUAUUAGGGGUGGGUGGACAAGUUGACCUCAAACUUGUGUCUUCUGUCUCGGCCUCUGAAGGCUGGGGCCAUGGUGUGAGCCUCCUCACCCAGCUCUCAAAAGGUUUUAAGCUGCUGUUUUCCCUUAUUCACAGACAAAUCUGACCGCCCUGUCUGCCGACACUUUUCUAAGAAGGGCCACUGUCGAUAUGAAGACCAUUGUGCCUUCUACCAUCCAGGCGUCAACGGACCUCCUCUGUAAGACUGUGCCUUCCCACCCAGGCUGGAAGGAGCCCUCUGACCUAGUGGCCAUGCAUUCUCUGUGGCUCCAUUAUAGCUACUUGAAGGCUCUUCUGUCACCUUCAGGCAGUGGCACGUCCACCCCUUUCAUCAUCUCUCCCAUUUGGGGUCCAGAGCUGUGACUGUCACUGGUGCACAGUACACACUGUCCUCUGAUCCAGGCUGUAGAGACCUUCAGGACCCCAUCUUGCUACCUUCCACUGCCUCCUGGAUCUUCCCCUCUGCCAAAUGACUGCUCCACAGGAAACCUUUGGUGCUGUUUCUUGUGCAUUUGUCCACCUCUCCCUCAGUAUUGCCCUCAGUUCCCAAGAACCCUGGAGCAGUCUCUUAUCCUCUAGCUGCUUGUUUUAAGUCCUUUCACGUAAAACCCCAGUGUUUGCAGCUGCCAGGAAGUGCACUAGGUUUUCCGGCUUGAGGUUGAGUUUGAGUGACUGGUACAGACUUGCUCCCUAAACAGCCUCCACCUGCUUUUGGACGUCCUAGUUUCUGUCCGUAGCAUGAGCCCCACCGCUAAGGCCUGUGGUCACUGUGCUUUGUGAAACUGUACGCCCCUUGUAGCCUUCCUCGGUGUCUGUGGCGUUUUUUGUGACUUCCCAACACUAGAGUAAGUUUUUCUGCCAAAUCAAGUGAGGCUCUUGGUGCCCUCUAGAGUUCACCUACCUCCCAAAACGGGAGGAUGUGAGACAUCUUCAGACUGCCUCCCCGUCGUGCCCUCCUGUUCUGUGCCCUCUGGUAUUCUGGGUCUGACACAGGCCAGUGAUGUCUUGGAAAGCUUCCGACGGGCCUCCCAACACAGCUCCUGCCUGACCCGUUUUAGUUAGGCUGUCAUUGUGAGGCCACCAGCCCUUUGAUUUGACUUUGUGAAUCUCCGCCUGUCUCUGGAUGGAACCUGAACAGUACUGUCUGUCACCUCUCUGACCCUCUUACUUCCCUCACACUGGGUGUUUUCUGUGAAAACAGCAGUGAACAUGUUGGGUUUUGAACAGGCCCUAAGGAAGUGGGUCAGGAGGUAUGUGUGCAAGAGGAGAGAGAGCGCUAGAACUAAGAAUGAUUUUGUUUUCUUUUUAAUUUUUUUUAUAUUAGUAAUAAACACAGUGGAAACCGG
This is a messenger RNA of Rattus norvegicus (Norway rat), 6354 nucleotides long. NCBI's taxonomy places the organism in Eukaryota, Metazoa, Chordata, Mammalia, Rodentia, Muridae. The record is from RefSeq and is a predicted model, not a curated record.